AUGACUAUACAAACCGACUUCUACCAAGUAUCAGGCUUUCGGGCCCAUUCGAAUGGAUGGUUUAAACAAUACGACGACAAACCCAUGAUCCGUGCGCUCGCGUCUGAACGCUCCAAAUAUUUUAGACCUGGAGGUUCGGAUGCGCCCCUUGAACUAGUCUUAGGCAUAUUGCCUUCUGGCGCCUCCUACGUCUUGCUUUCCACGGAGCAAAUGCAUUCGUUUACCCAAAAACACAGGCUGAGCAUACCGAGGAGGUCCUGGCGAUCAUCCGAUUUCCUCUCGUUGUCUCCUAUCUAUUUUCGUACAGAAGCAGAGUUGUCGUCGAAGCUGGUCACGUACAAACAAAGACCGAGAAACAAGAAUCGGCGAGAGACAGAGGAACCCAAAGACAAUAGCCAAGCCAAUCGCGGCUACGUCGCUGGGCCGAUCUCAGUGCACUACCGUGCUUAUGUCGAGCAACAGCGGUAUGAUAAAUUACGUUCGCAAUUAGAUCGUAUUCGGUGGUUACAUUAUUUUUUCUGUAGCAUGCUUUACCACCUCUUGGCCAAACUGAUUAUGCCAGAGAAGUUCGCUCUAUCACCACCAACUUGGUUGGCAGGCGUGCGAGUUAUCUCGAUUGUCUUCGUGCAAUGGUCUGUCGACAAACGGCGCAGAGACGAGCGUUUGCAGAAUCCGAACUUGAUUGAGGUGGGUAUCACGGAUGCCCAUUUCCCCAGUUUCUUUGAUACUCUUACGGGGACCACACUGCAUCUCAAAUUGAAACAAGCAGCAAAGAAUCCGCACUCCAAGUUGCCAAAUCAUUCGAAAGUAGAGGAGAUUACCAAACCUGAAUUACCUCAGAGAUUGCGCACUCUGUUCGACCACGAUGCGCAGAAGAGCGGAAUGCCGUUGAUCGUGCUGUGUCACGAUGAAGAGAUGACUCGAAGCAUUUUGGGUCGUGCUGGCAUUGAUAUUGAUUCCUUUGAGUCAGGCCUGUCCGGUUUACUUCCUCUCAAUCCCACUGGGGACAAGGUGUGUCCAUAA
Messenger RNA from Pisolithus orientalis, 1023 nucleotides. RefSeq lists its product as uncharacterized. The record is from RefSeq and is a predicted model, not a curated record. The transcript is spliced from 4 exons. The coding region runs from base 1 to 1023 and encodes 340 amino acids. NCBI's taxonomy places the organism in Eukaryota, Fungi, Basidiomycota, Agaricomycetes, Boletales, Pisolithaceae.